AUGGCUGAUCUAUCUUCCUUGGAGACAGAUUUGACGGAAUGCAAAUCUCAGAUUGAAACUGUCACAUUAGGCUUGGAGGUAGACCCUGAUAAUGUGGAACUAAACAGCCUCAAAUCCGAACUCAAAGAAUACAUUACCGUUCUCCAAACUCAGAUUGCCGAACUCAAGCCAACUGCGCCCGCCAAACCAGCUCCCAAGGGCCGAUUCAAGGAGGAUGGUCCCCCAAAGCCUUCUGAGCAGCCAGAAGCACCUGCUGUAGCUCCUACUCCCCUAUCGUUCUCGGUGAACGACACUGUUCUUGCGCGCUGGGUCUCCGGCGAUCACGGUUUCUACCCAGCCAAAAUUAACUCCAUCACUGGCUCAUCAACCAACCCAGUGUACCUUGUCACAUUCAAGUCAUAUGCAACUGUGGAAAACUUGACGGCCAAGGAUAUCCGACCCAUCUCUGGCACUGACUCGCGAAAGCGCAAGGCUGAUGGAACCCCAGGCAGUUCGGCACCUCCCUCGCCCGCUCUCCCUCACCCCGGUGUCAUCUCCGCCGCGGCAGAUAUCAACCCCGCACUAGCUACCCAGGCUCGCAAGGAACCCAACAAGGCCAGUGAUGGACCGGCUCGUCCCGCUAAGAUGUCCCGCAAGGUCAAGGCGAACAAGGAGCUCGAAGAAGGCAAGAAUAAGUGGAAAGAUUUCGCUGCGAAGACCAAGGGCAAGGGCAAGGGUGCGUUCGGCAAAAAGGAGAGCAUGUUCCGCACUGGUGAGGGCGUCAAUGCACGAGUGGGAUUUACAGGUUCGGGACAAACCAUGCGCAAGGAUCCGACCCGGACCCGCCACGUUUACCAACAUACCGAUGAUGACGGCUAUUAG
Penicillium mononematosum is the source of this 861-nucleotide messenger RNA. RefSeq names its product tudor domain-containing protein. The record is from RefSeq and is a predicted model, not a curated record. Gene Ontology annotation, biological process: negative regulation of DNA-templated transcription. The transcript has 3 exons. Gene Ontology annotation, molecular function: DNA-binding transcription factor activity. NCBI's taxonomy places the organism in Eukaryota, Fungi, Ascomycota, Eurotiomycetes, Eurotiales, Aspergillaceae. The coding region runs from base 1 to 861 and encodes 286 amino acids.